GAGAGAGAGAGAGAGAGAGCAAAUGAAAGGCUCUGAAACUUGAGGUUUUUUCCAUUCGCUAUAUCACUCUGAACCAACCAAGUCCCAAACCAAAAAAAUCACGGGAAAAAAAAUAAAUAAAUAAAAAAAUAAAAAAAUAAGGAAUGGGCUUUGUGGUUGGGAGCUCCUGCUUCUUGCAACCUUCUCUCUCCCACUCUCCUUUUGCUUCUUCCUCUUCUUCUUCUUCUUCACGCUCCAUUUUCGUACACUCUUCCUCUAGAAAUGCCGACUCCAAGCGAAGGCGGGCUACUGUACCAAUGGCUUCUGCCACUCCUAGCCAAGAAGACCCCGGAGACAGGGUUUCUUCCCAAAGGAGGGUGAUUCUUUUGGCCGGUGUUUCGAUCCUUCCAUUCUUGCAGCUAAGGGCCAGAGCUCUUGAAGAGUUGCCCCCUAAAGAAAGUGAGCCAAAGACACCUGAGGAGAAACCAAAAGCAGAGCAAGCCCUAAAGGACACACCGCCUAAUUCGCCUUUGUCUCUCCUCAAUGGUCUUGGCAUAUUCAGUUCUGGCGUGCUUGGUGCAUUCUACGCAUUGGCUCAGAAAGAAAAAACAGCCACUAAUGCAACAAUAGAAUCUAUGAAGACCAAAUUGAAAGAAAAGGAUGCUGCCAUUGUUUCAUUGGAAAAGAACUUUGAAACGAAGCUACUGAAUGAGCAGGAAGAAAGAACAAAGCAAAUCAGAAAGGCAAUGGAAGAGCAGCAGACUCUAUUGAACAAGCUAAAUUCAGCAAACAGUACAAUUACAGGCUUAGGACAGGAGCUAAAAAGUGAGAAGAGAUUGAUAGAGGAGCUUAAAUUUCAGGUUGACAGUCUUGAAACCAACCUUUCAAAGGCUACAGAAGAUAAGAAGGCCCUGGAAGAAAAUCUGAAGGAAAAGCUUAACUUUAUUGAAGUCCUACAGGAAAAGAUAAGUUUGCUCAGUUCAGAACUCAGGGAUAAAGAUGAAGAUGUCCAAAAACUUAGCUCUUCUCUUGCUGAUAAGGAUUUAGAGCUGAGGAACAUGAAAACUAGCAGUGAUCAGCUUAAGGAUCAAUUGGUCGAUGCUCAAUCUGAAAUCCAUCGUUUUAAGGAUGAACUCCUGGAAAAUCAAAAGGAAAUAGAACAGAAAAAUUCUGCUCUGGAAGAAGCAAAUGCAACAGUAAUUUCUUUAAGGAAUGAAGUAGAUCAUUGUAAAGGGAAAUUGGAUGCUUUUCAGGAGGAUUACAAUGGCUUAAAGCUAUCUUCUGAAAAGAAGGCGGCUUUGGAUGCUAAGCUUUUGGCUGAGAAGGAAGAGGAACUUAAGCAACUAAAGGAAAAGUUUGAACUUGCUUUAAGUGAGGCUAGUGAAAACAAAGACAUGAUUGCUGAUUUAUCCCAUGAAAGGGAGAACUUGAAGAAACUGCUGGAUGGAGAAUCCAGCAAGGUGAAUGAGCUGAAAUACGAGGUUCAGGUCACUGAGGAAGCUCUUGGAAAAUCAAGAAAUGAGGCCUCUGAUCUGGAAAAGCAGCUAAUACAUUCAAAAAAACUGUGUACAGAACUUGAGGCUGAGGUUUCUGGAGUUCGGUCUGAAUUUGCUGAAGUUAGGUAUUCAUUGCAGAAGAGUCUUGAUGAUGCCAAGUCAAGUGGUGGUUUUCUUGCUAGUGAGCUAACAGCAACAAAGGAAGUUCUGAAGAAGACAAAAGAACAGCUACGAACUGUUACUAAUGAUCUAACUCUUGUUGUGGAAAACAAAGAUAAGCUGCAGAGGGAAUUGGUCGAUGUCUAUAAAAGAGCAGAAAGUGCUGUUAAUGAUCUAAAAGAAGAGAGAAAGGCUGUGUCUUCUUUGAACAAUAAAGUAGAAGCCUUGGAGAAGCAGAUCUUGAAGGAUAUGGAAGCUCGUAAAUCUCUUGAAACAGGUCUAGAGGAGGCUAGAAAGUCACUUGAUGAGAUGAACCAAAAUGCAUUGAUACUUUCGAGAGAAGUAGAGAAGUCUAAUUCUCGUAUCUCUGACCUUGAAGCAGAGAAAGAGUUACUUUACAAGUCCCUAACAGAGCAAAAGAAUGUAUCAAAGGAGGCCCUGGAAAACCUAGAAGAUGCACACGAAGUUGUGAUGAAACUUGGCAAGGACAGGGAGAGUUUGGAUAAGAGAGCAAAGAAACUUGAAGAGGAACUGGCAUCUGCUAAGGGUGAAAUAUUGCGACUAAGGAGCCAACAGAAAACAUCAAAACCUCUUGUCAACAAUGAGAAACCCCAGAAAGUUGAAGAUGCAGGCAAAGUCACUGUUACUGCUAAGAGAGUUGGCAGGAGAAGAAAGGCCAAUUCCGAUUAAGAUAGUGAAUUCUCCUGUAGCUGUAAUACCUUUUCCUCUUAUUCAUAAUAUUCCUCUGUAGUCGGCUGUUUCUUAAGGCUUUCUUCUUGCCUGACUUUCACAAAUUUUUCCCAAUAAACAAUGCACUAUACAAAUGAAUGAGGCUUGAAAAAUGAAUGAACAUAGUGGUGAAUGUAAAUGAUUGUUGCCCACUGCUUUUGCUUCUUGUAUAUUUUCAGUGUACAGUACCAGUUCUAGUAUUAAAUGGGUUAAUGGAAAAUUCUUUUCCUUUCUAUAAUCUGUUUUUAUGUAUUGAGAAUAAUAUUAUUAAUAAGAGGUUAUUGUAUUAUUAAGUAAUA
This is a messenger RNA of Ziziphus jujuba (common jujube), 2662 nucleotides long. RefSeq names its product MAR-binding filament-like protein 1-1. Gene Ontology annotation, biological process: mitotic chromosome condensation. Gene Ontology annotation, molecular function: chromatin binding. The coding region runs from base 144 to 2324 and encodes 726 amino acids. NCBI's taxonomy places the organism in Eukaryota, Viridiplantae, Streptophyta, Magnoliopsida, Rosales, Rhamnaceae. The transcript is spliced from 4 exons. Gene Ontology annotation, cellular component: condensed chromosome; chromatin; condensin complex. The record is from RefSeq and is a predicted model, not a curated record.